This is a messenger RNA of Amphiprion ocellaris (clown anemonefish), 7092 nucleotides long. RefSeq names its product C-myc promoter-binding protein-like. Gene Ontology annotation, biological process: regulation of Rab protein signal transduction. The record is from RefSeq and is a predicted model, not a curated record. Gene Ontology annotation, molecular function: protein binding. The coding region runs from base 306 to 6374 and encodes 2022 amino acids. NCBI's taxonomy places the organism in Eukaryota, Metazoa, Chordata, Actinopteri, Pomacentridae. Gene Ontology annotation, cellular component: cytoplasmic vesicle; ESCRT I complex. The transcript is spliced from 35 exons.
UUCCCAUCACAACCAAGAUGGCGGCGGAGCGGACACCCGGCUCGGCACACUGACUGACAGAAGAAGCAGCAGCAGCCUCGCGCGGUCGGUUGGACAGCUAACGGGUCGGCUCCAGUUGAGGACAGAGAGAAAGAGAGAAAAAAAACACUAAUUAACGGUAACAAACAGCGACGACACCCGACACCGGUCACCACAACGUGUCGGUAAUGCAACAGCAGCGGUAGACGACGGACACCGGCCGAAGUUGUGUGUGUGUGAGGACCGAUUUGACGUUCACAAGCGGGGGCAGUCGGCGGGGAUGGGAAAUGAUGGAGGACAAAGGCCCUCGUGUAGCCGACUACUUUGUGGUGGCCGGUUUGACAGACCCGUCCAAGCCGUUGGACCAGGAGAUCCACUUUGAUGAUGUCUGCCACAAAACGGCCAAGCCUAAGGCGCCCAUCACCGACGUGGCCGUGGUGAUCCGCUCGAUGGGCGAGGAGGUGCCGCCAGGGUUCACCUGCAUAGAGGCGACCCCAACCGGCCAGUCGGCUGAUCUCAACAACGGUGGCCUCAUGGCACCGCAGAUCUUCCUGUGCUACAGACGAGGCCGCGACAAGCCUCCACUUACUGACCUGGGUGUUCUGUACGAGUGGAAGGAGCGACUGAAGCAGGGCUGCCACCUCAUCCAGACCACACCUGCCGGUCGUCCCGCCAACAUCAGCGGAAACUCCUCCCAGCGCAUCUACGUCACCUACCGCCGGGCGCCCGAGAGCCAACCUCACGCCGCCCUGGCCGUCACCGACAUCUGCAUCAUCAUCCCGAGCAAGGGGGAGACGCCGCCGCACACUUUCUGCAAGGUGGAGAAGAAUCUCAACAGCAGCAUGUGGGGCUCCUCUGUCUACUUGUGUUAUAAGAAGUCUGUGGCCAAAACCAACACAAUAGCAUACAAAGCAGGUUUAUUCAGCAGAUAUCCAGAGGAGGACUACGAGUCUUUCCCUCUGCCAGAGUCUGUCCCUCUCUUCUGCCUUCCCAUGGGAGCCACGAUCGAGUGCUGGCCAGCUAACACCAAAUACUCCCUCCCUGUUUUUUCCACUUUUGUCCUCACCGGAGCCUCUGGAGAAAAGGUUUAUGGUGCUGCCAUCCAGUUCUAUGAGCCCUACCCACCAGAGUGUCUGACCGAUCAGCAGCUCUGCCAGCUGGGUCUCCUGAGCCCAGACAAACCCCCCUCCACCUCCAGCACAGCAGCUGCUGCCCCCAACAGCACCACGAACAGCAGCACCAGCCCUCGCUCGGUCCACACCAACAAGUGCAUCUGCCUGCUCUCCCACUGGCCCUUCUUCGACGCUUUCCGCAAGUUCCUCACAUUCCUCUAUCGCUACUCCAUCUCCGGCCCUCACGCCCUGCCCAUCGAGAAGCACAUCUCUCACUUUAUGCACAAAGUUCCCUUCCCAUCUUCUCAGAGGCCUCGCAUCCUGGUGCAGCUUUCCCCUCAUGACAGCCUGAUGUUGAGCCAGCCAGUGUCUUCUCCUUUGCCGCUCAGUGGCGGUCGGUUCUCCACUUUGCUCCAGAACCUCGGACCAGAAAACGCCGUCACCUUGCUGGUGUUUGCCGUCACAGAACACAAGAUCCUGGUCCACUCGUUACGACCGGCUGUUCUGACCAGCGUCACCGAGGCUCUGGUGUCUAUGAUCUUUCCGUUCCACUGGCCGUGUCCAUAUAUUCCUCUGUGCCCCCUGGCCUUGGCUGAUGUGUUGAGCGCCCCGUGUCCGUUCAUUGUUGGAGUGGAUUCUCGCUACUUUGAUCUUUAUGACCCACCACCGGAUGUGAGCUGUGUCGACCUGGACACAAACACCAUCUUCCACAAUGAAGAUAAGCGAGCCCUCACGUGGAAGAUCCUGCCAAAGAAAGCCUGUAAAAACCUAAUGAAUGUGCUGAGCAAUCUCCACCAGCAGCUGGUUGAUGGUCAGUGCCGGCCUGAUGGGCUGCUGGAGCUGAGCAUGAGCGAUACGUCAGAGCUGAGCUGUGGGAAGAGUCUCCACAGCCUGGAGCUGGAGAUCCAGGAAGCCUUCCUGCGCUUCAUGGCAGCCAUAUUGAAAGGCUACCGCUCCUUCUUGCGACCGAUCACCCAGGCGCCGUCGGAGAAAGCAACGGACGCCAGCUCACUCUUUGACCUACAAGGGUUCUUGAAGAGCCGCGACCGCUCGCACCAGAAGUUCUACUCUCUAAUGACCAAGACCCAGAUGUUCAUCCGCUUUAUCGAGGAAUGCUCCUUUGUCAGCGACAAAGACGCCAGCUUGGCCUUCUUCGACGACUGUGUGGACAAGCUUUACAAUUCAGAACGGAGCGCUGAUAAGGGAGGCAAGGUGGACGGUGACAGGCUGGAGGAGACCAGGCUGAUAGAGAUUGAUGAAUCCCAGCGCAGCGAGCACACAGUCUUCAUCACACCUCCAGAGCUGCCUCCGCUGCCCGACGGGGAGGAAUAUCCACUGUGCUACAGGUACGAUGGUUUUCCAGUGUUGAGUCUUGACCUGUUUGACCCGGUGGAGGGUCUGCGAACCCCUUCAUCCCGCCUCGCUGCCAGGCACAGCUGCCCCACCAGCCCUGCCCCUAUGUUCAGACGCACCAAGCAGGAGAUCAAAUCAGCCCAGAAGAUUGCCAAGAAGUACUCGUCCAUCCCUCAGCUGUGGUCUAAGUGCCUCCUCCGUCACUGCUAUGGUCUGUGGUUCAUCUGUCUGCCAGCAUAUGUCAAGGUUUGUCACUCCAAGGUUCGGGCGCUUCGCACUGCAUACGACGUCCUCAGAAAGAUGCAGGUGAAGAAGCUGCAGCCCCCUGAUGAGGUGUGUUACCGGGUGCUGAUGCAGCUGUGUGGACAGUACGGCCAACCUGUCCUGGCUGUCAGAGUCCUCUUUGAGAUGAAGAAGGCCGGAGUUCACCCCAAUGCCAUCACCUACGGCUACUACAAUAAGGCGGUGUUGGAGAGCACGUGGCCGUCCAGCACCAGAGGAGGAUAUUUUCUGUGGAUGAAGCUGAGAAACGUCAUCCUGGGCGUGGCGCAGUUCAAACGGGCGCUGCGACGACAUGCUCCCCUCACCCAGAGCCCUCUGUCAGAUGGCAGCGACCUGGACGCUGUGAGUCACGGCAGCCUGGAUAGUUCUGCCGACACUAACCUGGCCGACGCCCCCAAAGUAGACCCCACUGACGAUAGAUCUAGCACAGUUGGCCGUGGGGGCGGCAGCGUGGGUGCCAGGGCCCCGGUGGCACACUGGGGGGGCUGUGAGCUCAGAGAAGCCACCCUCCACCCAGGAGAUCAGUCAGAUUUGGGUUAUAACUCUCUGUCCAAAGAGGAGGUUCGCAGAGGAGACCACACCACCCAGGACUCCACCGCUGACAAAGAUGACAAGAAGGAGAGCGACUGCAGCUCCUUGUCAGAGACAGAAAGUGCCAAAGGAAGCAAAGACUGCCUCCCUCAGCUGGACUUGGAGAUCAGUUCCUCCUUCAAACCCCGCGGCAUCGUUCGCAGCAGUUGUGCAUUUGACGAUUCAGCGAGUAAACCCAAAAGCUCCGCCAGCGCAGGUCACGUUGCAGGUCUCCUCUUCACCUCCUCUCUGGAUGAGAUCGGUGAGGUUCACACCAACAGUUUGAUCAGGAGACAUAAGAGCGCUCUGGAGGAGGUGGUGGGCAGCGCCAGCAGCGGCUCGGCUCUGGACUGGCAGGGCGUGAGGAACCGUCGGCUCAGCGGCGACACGGUGGGCAGCAGCGGCAGCGGAGCCACCGUCCUCGGUCUGGGAAUGAGCCAGGGUGAAACCGACCCAGAUAAGAUCGCAGGACACCUGGGAGCAGAUGCCAAAAUUCUCUCUGGUGCCAACUUCAGUAAGAGUAAGAGACCUCACUCGCUGGUUCUCAGUGGGCUGGAGGGAGCAGCUGCAAAGACAAACGCUGCUAGAAGUCAUGUGGAGGAGGAGGAGGAGGAGACGGAGGGUCAGGACUCCAGUGAUGAAGAUAGGAGCAACAUGGAGGCCAUUUUUGAUCUGGAGGAUCUGGAUUUGGACAAACCUGCCACAGGGGUGAAACCUCACAACAAACCUCAUAAGAAAACUGUUGAACGCAGCGCGAGUUACGGCGGGAUCACAUCCAUGACGCCCAGAGGAGCCGUGAAGCGAACUGGCAUAGAAACAGGCUUUGACCCUCUUUCCCUUCUGGCAGCAGAGUCCCAGUCCGAGCAGCAGACUGAGGACCAGGACCCGGAGGGAGACGAGGUGAGCACCCCGAGUGCCCGAAGACACCUGGCCCGGGAGAUAGAGCUCUACAUGAACCACAUGGGAAGCCCUCUGAGCAGCCGGACGCCCAGCAUGGACCUCCAGGACCCGGCCAGCCCCCUGCUGCUGCACCCCUCCACGCUUCACACCCCCCGCAGAGCCAGCCUGCCCCACAGCUCCCCCCUCAGGACAGCCGGAGUACCGCGCUCCCGCACCUUCCAGCCGCCCUCACCCUCCCAGCCUAUCUCCCGCCAGCGCCUCUGGUCAUCACCUCCCUGCCGGAGCUCCAGCACCACCCCCAGCCCCAGCCCUCGGCCCAGCCCCUACAGGGAGAGGGCUGACCGGAUGAGCCUGGCGUCGCCUUCACCCUCCUCAUCCUCAUUCGCUCUGGACACUCUGCUCACGCCAACGCUGGACGUGUUUAAGACCAGCAUGGUCUCUGCAGGGAAGGGUGUCGCAGAGAAGGCCAGCCGCUGGUACUCUCGUCUAGCCACGUACACAACACCGACCAAGGAUGGACACAGCGACCACCUCAGCGUGUCGUCUCUCGGCGUUGGAGAUCCAGACUGUUCCUCUCUGCUGGAUGAGGACGACUGUGGGGAGUCUGGGUCCUCCGUCGUGUCUCCACAGAGGAACGGACCCAUCGGCCCCCAGGGGCCCCGCAGGAGCCCCAGACGAAGCCCCCUCCGGAGCAGACUGGACAGCCCUACUGCAGGUUCCAACCACAGGAGACCCACAUCUCUGAUCCCUGGAUGCGUCGUCUCUCCACCUGGCUUCCCUCUGCCAGACAAAUCAGACCUUGGAUCUUCACGCUACACCAGCAACACCAGCAUCUUCAACAACUACGCCAUGGAGCUGCUGAUCUCCAGCUGUUCUCGCUGUAAGACGUGCGACUGUCUGGUUUACGACGAGGAGAUCAUGGCCGGCUGGACGGCCGACGACUCCAACCUGAACACCACCUGCCCCUUCUGUGGAAACCCCUUCCUACCCUUCCUCAACGUGGAGAUCAGGGACAUGAGAGGACCCGGCAGACUUUUCCUGAAGGGCAGCCCGUCGGUGGACGAGGCGAUGACGUCCUCCUACUCGGCCUCCACAGGUCUGGACACCGGGACGUCCACCUUGUCCACUCCAUGUCCCACCACAGAAGUGUCGUCUCCGUCACCUCUGAUCGCUGUGCAGGAGUGUUCAGGAAGGACUCGAUCCACCAGAGCUCAAGGCAUCAGCAUCCCCUCAGAGCGCCGGCAGGGGGCGCUGUCCUCCGGAGCUCCAAUGGCUCGAAGCGUCAGCGCCUUCGGGCCUCUGGAAGAACCGCCGAGGUUCAACCACUGCAUGCCGACGUCAGGAAGCCUGCCGAGCCGCCUGAACGAAGCCGCGGACCCUCUCAGUAUGGAGUGGCGCCUCCACAACCCCGAGCCGGUGACGGUUCCUUAUCUGAGCCCGCUGGUCCUGUGGAAGGAGCUGGAGAGUCUGCUGGAGAACGAGGGCGACCCGGUGAUCACGGAGGCCGACAUGGUGGACCACCAUCCCAUCAUCUACUGGAACCUGGUCUGGUACUUCAGACGCCUGGACCUGCCCAGUAACCUGCCGGGACUCAUCCUCACCUCGGAGCACUGCAACGCCGACUCACAGGUUCCUCGUCACUGGAUGUCUGAGGACAGCAAACACGUGUUGAUCCAGAUCUUAUGGGACAAUCUGAAGCUGCACCAGGAGCCAAUUCAGCCUCUUUACAUCCUCUGGAACACUUACAGACUUAAUUGUACUCUGUUGUUAGAGAAUGUGGGCUACCCUCUGAGCCGGCCGGUACCGGAGGAGGAGAAGCCGUUCAGCGAGGAUCUUCUGCAGGGCGUCGUGAAGAGCAUCCAGAGGAACGACGUCGGCCGGCCCAUGGCUCAGCUGCUGCAGCUGCUCGGUCACACUCUGGGAGUCAAACGGCAAAGGAGUUUGUACAGAGACAUCCUGUUCCUGUCGCUGGUGGCUCUGGGAAAAGACAACAUCGAUAUCGACGCCUUCGAUCGAGAAUACAAACUGGCCUACGACCGUCUGACGCCCAACCUGGUGAAACUGACUCACAACUGCGACCGUCCUCCGAGCACCGGAGUCAUGGAGUGUCGCAGGACGUUCGGAGAGCCGUACCUGUGAAAACACUCGUCGACGCUUCAAGACCAGCUCAGGAAUCCUGCAGGAGGCUGAAUGAGAAACUAAAGGUACAGAAGCUGUGGUCAGCGACAUGUAGCUUCACCUACAGACGCAAACCAAGCAACACUCUCCUGGUUUCUCUGGAAAUCCUGUGAAGAAUCUACAAAAAAGAAACUGUAAAUACAGAAGCAGCAGUAGAGGAUGUGUUUUUUUAAAAAAGCAACAUUUAUAUUGUAUAGUCCAACAUCAUAUGAAGACUAAUAUUAGCAAUAUUUUAACUUGAACUCUAUUUAUACAAAGUCAGCUUUAUUUAUUGUAGCGUCUGUUGUCGUGGUUACCGUCCUGUCGUCGCUGCAGCGCCGUCGUCCCCGAGUUUUCAAAACACCUGGAAAACUCACUUCACCGGAGCGUGGAAUAAAACGUUGCUUUGUGUGUUUGAAAAGACGAGAUUCUGUGAUUUAUGAGUUGGAGAAUCAGAAAACAAAAACAUUUAAAGACACAGUACAGAAAAAUAACAGUAGCUGCUCUGAUCAUUAAUGCCAAAUAUUCACAGGUUCUGUCUGGACUGUUGGACUUUAACCCUCCUGUUGUCUUCAUUUACGGGCAACAAAAAAUAUUGUUUACUUGUCUGAAAAUAUUUCAAAAAUUUAGCAAAAAAUUCCUCAAAUUUCUAAAAAUUUGCAAAACCUUCAGGUAGAAAAUUCCAAUAAUUUCCUAAAAA